AUGUCGUCGUUUGAAGAAAAGCCGUCGUCAGUUCCCAGCGCCGAUGGCGAGCGCAAGGAAGAGAAACCGGAGGAGGGUGGCAUGGGACAACUCUUUAGGGUGUUUACCUAUGCCGAUUCAACUUCCUGGGCUCUCUAUCUCGUCUCUUUCGUCUCAGCGGUCGGGGCAGGGGCUGCUAUGCCUCUGAUGACUUUGGUAUUUGGUGGGUUUGUAACAGAUACAACAAAUUUUGCCACGGGACUGCUGUCACCAGAGAAAUUUCGUUCUGAAUUGAACAAAUUUGCUCUUUGGUUCAUAUAUCUAUUUGUCGCUAAAUUCGGACUUACAUACAUCUUUACGGUGGCUAGCACAAUUGCUGGCAUCAGAACUACCAAGGCUCUCCGCGUCGAUUUUCUUGAAAGGACUCUCCGUCAGGAUAUCAACUUUUUCGAUUCCUCGAACCAGGGGGCAACUGCAAUGCAUGUAACUACAAACGGAAAUCUCGUCAACCAAGCCAUUGCCGAAAAACUUGCCCUGACAGUCCAGGCUAUGUCAACCUUCUUUGCUGGUUUCAUUGUGUCCUUCGUUGUGCAGUGGAAGCUAACCCUAAUUGGAAUCUGCAUUGUACCGGUGAUAGUGGUGGCUCUGACUGUCUGCCUUGUGAUCGAUGCAAAGCAGGAAACAAAUGUUCUGGGUUUCUAUGCCAAAGCUAGUGCGUUGGCAGAAGAAGCCUUUUCAAGCAUUCGAACUGUUCAGGCGUUUUGGGCGCAGCCGCGUUUGUCGAAAUUAUACAACGAUUUCUUGCAGCUCGCACAUCUUGAAGGGAACAAGAAAUCUCCUAAUUACGGCGCCAUGUUUUCAACAGAGUACUUUUGUAUCUACUCUGCUUACGGCCUGGUCUUCUGGCAGGGGAUCCGAUUUUUGUCAAAUGGGGAAAUCCGUAAUUCGGGGGACAUCGUCACUGUGUUAUUUGCCAUAAUAAUCUCUGCAACUGGUCUGACCCAGAUGGCACCCCAUGUCAUAGCUUUCAGCAAGGGUGCUUCAGCAGCCUCGGAGCUGUUUAGAACCAUAGAUCGAAAUUCCAAAAUUGACCCCUUAGCAGAAGGAUGGCCUCCGGCCAAACGAGCUGAACGGAGAUAUCGAACUCAAGGAUAUCUCCGAAUCCCUGCUGGAAAAACUACCGCACUGGUUGGUCCUAGUGGGUGUGGAAAAAGUACUAUAAUCGGCCUUCUCGAACGUUGGUAUAACCCGUCGAGUGGCACGUUGACCCUCGACAGCUGCAGUGUUGAUCAACUCAAUGUUCGCUGGCUCCGAACGCAGAUUCGGCUUGUUCAACAAGAACCCGUUUUAUUCAGUGGCACAGUGUUCGAAAAUGUUUGCCACGGUCUAGUCGGAACAGAUAUAGCGGACCUGUCAGAAUCGGAGAAAAUGAAAUAUGUAAUCGAAGCUUGCAAGCUCUCAAAUGCCCAUGAAUUCAUUGAGGGGCUCCCGAAGGGAUACCACACGGAAAUCGGGGAGCGGGCAAGUAUGCUAUCUGGAGGACAGAAACAGCGCAUCGCCAUUGCUAGAAGCGUCAUUUCCAAUCCAAAGGUUCUUCUUUUAGACGAAGCGACUAGCGCUCUGGAUCCGCGCGCGGAAAGGGCUGUUCAGGAGGCCAUUGACCGAGUUUCUGAAAAUCGAACCACCAUCGUGAUAGCUCAUAAGCUUGCCACAAUUAAAGAUGCUGACAACAUUGCCGUCAUGUCCUCCGGCAAGGUCGUUGAACAAGGCACCCAUAAGGAAUUGAUUGCCGCCGGUGGCGCAUAUGCACGACUGGUCGGUGCUCAGGAUCUAGGUAGCAAAGCAGACGAUGAACUGGAGAGUACUAUUGAGGGACAUGAACCUACAGAAGCAGGACAGGGUAUCUCAUUAAUGCGAACAACGACAACGAAAUCUUCAAUUCAACCUGCACUGACAAACGGUGUUGGGUCGGGAAAUUCUUCUAUUGAGAAUAAGUACAGCCUGUUGCAUUGGCUGGUGUACCCUGCGCAAGCGGUUAUUUUCUCUCGCUUAAUAACGGUGUUCACCCUGGAGGGGCAAUCUAUGGUAGACAGAGGCAACUUUUUCGCUCUUAUGUUUUUUAUGGUCGCAAUUGGGAUUUUGAUUGCGUAUUUCACCCUUGGAUGGUUUUCAAAUCGUAUCGCCCAGGUAUGCACGCAUCGAUAUCGUUUGGAAAUAUUUAACACCCUCCUCCGGCAGGACAUGGAGUUCUUUGACAAGUCUGAGAAUGCUGUUGGUGCUUUGGCAUCAAAUCUGUCAACCAAACCGACCCAACUACAGGAUCUUUUAGGAUUUAACCUACCCCUUAUGAUAAUUGUGCUUGUUAAUUUGGUCUCAAGUUGUAUCCUCGCCCUCAUAGUUGGAUGGAAGUUGGCGCUGGUCACAAUAUUCGGCGGCUUGCCACCGUUGUUGAUCUGCGGGUAUCUGCGCAUUCGACUCGAAGUCAAAUUUGAAUCCCUAACGGGGGAUCGGUUUUCGAAAACCGCGGCCCUAGCGAGUGAAGCGGUGUCGGCCAUACGAACUGUGUCGUCAUUAGCCCUAGAGACCCAAAUUUUGUCCAGGUACCAAGGUAGUAUGAACGGAAUUGUUAAACAUUCUAUAAGGAAUGUGGUAUGGACAAUGUUUUGGUAUAGUCUGGCACAAUCUAUCGACUUCCUUGUGAUGUGUCUCGGAUUCUGGUAUGGCGGUCGUCUUGUAUCUUUCAGAGUGUAUUCUUUGAACCAAUUUUUCAUGGUUUUUGUGGGGGUUAUUUUCAGUGGUCAAGCCGCCGCUCAGUUUUUCUCAUAUACAACUAGUAUAACGAACGCACGCAUUGCGGGAAACUACAUACUUUGGCUUCGGAGUCUUAAGCCUCAAAUUCAAGCCCAUGAGGAUACAUCUGACACAGAUAUAGAUAAGAAACCACACGGCAAAGGUCUUGUUGAAUUAGAAAACGUUGAGUUUUGUUACCCCCAACGCCCCGAUGCUCGCGUCCUUUGUGGCAUAAAUGUUACUAUCCAACCAAACUCCUUUGCUGCAUUUGUGGGAGCAUCCGGCUGUGGCAAAUCCACCAUCAUCGCGCUUCUAGAGCGCUUCUAUGACCCCAGUUCCGGCUGUAUUAAAUUCGACCAGCAGGACAUCGCUCAGCUGUGUCCCCGCGAAUAUCGCCGGGGUGUUGCACUGGUCCAACAGGAACCAACUUUGUAUCAGGGUAGCAUCCGCGAUAAUAUUGCCAUGGGCCUCGAAACAGAGGCAACACAGGAGCAGAUUGAAGAGGCAUCUCGCCAAUCAAAUGCGUUCACGUUUAUCUCCUCCCUUCCUGACGGUUUCAACACCCUCUGUGGCUCCCGCGGCACGCAGUUGUCUGGCGGCCAGAGGCAGCGCAUCGCAAUUGCUCGAGCUCUGAUCCGUUCUCCCAAAUUGCUUCUGCUUGAUGAAGCAACCUCUGCCCUCGAUACGGAGUCUGAGAAAGUGGUACAGGAGGCGUUGGAAAAGGCUUCGUCUGGUAGGACGAUGGUGGCCGUCGCACAUCGUCUCUCGACGAUUAAAGAUGCCUCUGUAAUCUUUGUGUUUGGAAAAGGAAGGGUUUUGGAAUCUGGUACGCAUGCACAGCUGCUCGCAAAGAAAGGAAUCUACUAUGAAAUGUGCUUGGCACAGUCGUUGGAUCAAAAGAUUCCUGAUAAAGAAGGAUAA
Molecule: messenger RNA, 3690 nt
Organism: Paracoccidioides lutzii Pb01
Product: ATP-binding cassette sub-family B member 5
Exons: 13
Coding region: 1-3690 (1229 amino acids)
Biological process (GO): transmembrane transport
Cellular component (GO): membrane
Molecular function (GO): ATP hydrolysis activity; ABC-type transporter activity; ATP binding
Source: RefSeq, a predicted model, not a curated record